Cajanus cajan (pigeon pea) is the source of this 1889-nucleotide messenger RNA. It is a transcript of the gene BRXL4, whose product is annotated as BREVIS RADIX-like 4. NCBI's taxonomy places the organism in Eukaryota, Viridiplantae, Streptophyta, Magnoliopsida, Fabales, Fabaceae. The record is from RefSeq and is a predicted model, not a curated record.
AGACAAAGAAAAAAAAAAAUAAAGCGAAAUCCACAGUAAGAGACAGCACUCCUCUUGCACCAUUAUAGCUUCUACCGAACCAAGCAAAGCGAAACAAACCAAAAACCAAUAAACACACGCCCACUCUGCCACCAGCAUCCACCACUGACUCCGCCACAAAUUCCAUUCCUGUCUCCACCACAGAUUCUCUGAUCUCCAAAUUCAAUUCGCGUAUUAAAAUUCGCUGCGCAUGGCUCUUACUCGCACCAGCGCCAUCUCGCUUCUCGCGCUCUAUUAAUUCUCUUCUCUCCUCUUUCUAUCGCCUCACCAAUUCACGCUCAGUGAUUUAGUUUAUUACGAGCUGAAAAUGCUGACGUGCAUAGCUCGUCCAAAGAAACCUGAUGAGUCGGAUCCGAACAACGCGACAAGCGCCGCGAAAACUCAGGCCGUCAAAUCACUCACUUCUCAGAUUAGGGAUAUGGCGUUGAAGGCUUCGGGAGCGUACAAGCAUUGCGCUCCGUGCACGGGGCCGACAGCGCAGGGGAGAGUGCGGAGCAAUACGGAGUCGGACGCGGAUUCGGACCGUUUCCGGUGGUCGUACCGGAGGACAGGGAGUUCGAGCUCGACGGCGACGAGGACGUGGGGGAAGGAGAUGGAGGCGCGGCUGAAGGGAAUUUCGAGUGGGGAGGGGACGCCGAACUCCACCAGCGGGCGGCGGACGGAGCCGGUGGUGCUGUUCGUCGAGGAGAAUGAGCCUAAGGAGUGGGUGGCGCAGGUGGAGCCCGGCGUUUUGAUUACGUUCGUGUCGUUGCCACGUGGCGGGAACGAUCUCAAGCGCAUACGCUUCAGUCGAGAGAUGUUCAAUAAAUGGCAAGCUCAAAGAUGGUGGGCAGAGAACUACGACAAGGUCAUGGAACUUUACAAUGUUCAAAGGUUUAACCGGCAAGCAUUCCCUCUUCCAACGCCACCAAGAUCUGAAGACGAGAGCUCAAAGCUUGAAUCAGCGGAAGAAAGCCCUGUAACGCCUCCACUGAGCAGGGAACGGUUACCUCGUAAUAUGUAUCGUCCAACAGGGAUGGGAAUGGGAUACUCAUCCUCAGAUUCCUUUGAUCACCAAUCAAUGCAAUCCCGGCAUUUCUAUGACUCAAAUGGUAUGAACUCAACCCCAAAAGUGUCCACCAUUAGUGCGGCUAAGACAGAGAUAUCAUCCAUGGAUGCUUCUAUGAGAAGUAGCUCAUCGAGAGAGGCCGAUCGCUCGUGUGAUCUAUCAAUCAGCAAUGUUAGUGAUUUGGAGACAGAAUGGGUUGAACAGGAUGAACCUGGGGUUUACAUUACCAUCAGAGCAUUGCCAGGUGGCGCAAGGGAGCUCAAACGAGUCAGGUUCAGCCGAGAAAGAUUUGGGGAGAUGCAUGCUAGAUUAUGGUGGGAGGAGAACCGUGCCAGAAUACAUGAACAAUACUUGUGAUUUAUGAGAUUUUACAAAGGGGGGUUGGCUGCUGAUGCUUUACAAAGUGUGGAGCUGGUGUUGCUUAUUAAAUUGUUCAAUAUUUGUUUUGUUAUACUACUAAGUCUCGUUAUAGGUGCAGGUGUCAGAUGAGGUGCUACUCGCAUCUCUGCCUUUUUUGGGCUAUUUACAUCUCUACUCACACUUCUCGUCUUUGUGCGACCGGUUCAAGUUAUAUUCUCUUGGAUCACAUGUGAGUGGUAAAUAUAAUUUCUAGUAGUUAAAAAUACUGGUGGAUCAAGUGCAGCAAUGAUUUACUUAAAAAGCUUAAGUAUGGUGGGUGUAAAUUCUAUUACUAUUCAAAUUGGAUACAAAGAAUGGAUCUACUUUCAUUAAUUUUGUCCCUAUGCAUAUCAGUUAUGAUGCUCAAACAAAUGAAUGGAUAUGUCACCAGGAUUAUUGUCUC